UUUCACUUUUCAAUAUCUGAGAUGCCUCUUCUCUCUCUCUCUUGUCUUUGACUAUGAAGACUCAUUGAGAUUGAAGAAUUUACAGCUUCAGUAAACUUGCGAAGAAGACAAAUCUGCUGAGCUGGGUCUCUCUAUCUCUCCCUCCCUCCGUUCCGAUAUGAACUUCAAAUCUGCCCAUUCUCUAUUUCCCUUCAGUUUUUUCCAUUUUUUUCACUACUACGUACCGCCGGAACAAGAUCUACAGCCUUGGCUGCAAGAUUACGCCGGAGAAUGUUGCUCCGAUCUUCUUUUUCUCUUUUUCCCCUCCAUUUCUGUAUUUUCUUUUUUUUCUCUCAGUUUUGCAAAAUUUCGGACGAAAUUUCCGGUAAUGUCAUCUCGGCCGGUAUUUUCCGGUAAGGCCCGAUAUUGGAGCCGAAACGGUAUUAAAGGGUUACAGUACCAUUUUUCUCACAAACCAGUACGUAUCGACCGGUACGGAACGGUAUUCAUAACCUUGGUUUUGCUACCCAUUUCCAAGGGUAAAACCAUCAUUCAGUAUCAAUCAGCAUGGCACCAUAAAUUUAGUGGGUGGCAUUAGGUGCUCCCCAAAGGCAAAAAGCAUUCAAGACCUAUUCUCGCAGUUGAGAACAGAAAACCGAACCAAACCUUGAACGUGCGUCGAAUCUCUUGAACAAUAUCGUGUCCAUAUUCUCUACCCUUCGUCACCAAUUCAAACCAAACCCACGUCAAAACCCUAAUCUUUCGCCUAUUUAAGCCCCUAAUUCCAUCACCAGAGCAUACCCAAAUUACAGCCAUGAGCUCAGUCCAUCUCUUUCUCAACCACUCCAUCGUCUCUCCGGCGGCGGAGGCGGGUAUUCGCCGCCACAGAAUUCCGUUCACCGGGAGAGUGAUCGCUUGCGCCACGGUGGACGUGCGGCCGCCGGGUUUGGCUGUGGCGGCCACGGAGGCGGAGGCGGUGAUGGCGACGGAGGCGAGGGUUUUGGUGGGGACCUAUGCGAGGGCUCCGGUGGUGCUGGCGAGUGGCAAGGGAUGUAAAUUGUAUGACGUGGAGGGGCGGGAGUAUCUGGACAUGACGUCAGGGAUCGCGGUGAAUGCGUUAGGGCAUGGGGAUCCUGAUUGGGUGAGGGCUGUUACGGAGCAGGCGAAUGUGCUUGCCCACGUCAGCAAUGUCUUCUAUUCUGUUCCCCAGGUGGAGCUCGCAAAACGUCUAGUGGAUUCUUCUUUUGCGGACCGUGUCUUCUUCUCAAACAGCGGAACAGAAGCAAAUGAAGCUGCUAUUAAGUUUGCGAGAAAAUUCCAAAAGUUUUCGAAUCCGGAUGUGAAACAGCCACCUGCAGAGUUUAUUUCAUUUAGUAACAGCUUCCAUGGGAGGACCAUGGGUGCUCUUGCUUUGACUAGCAAAGAGCAGUACAGAACACCUUUUGAACCAGUCAUGCCAGGUGUCACUUUCUUAGAGUACGGGAAUAUCCAAGCUGCUGUAGAAUUGAUUCGAACCGGAAAGAUUGCUGCAGUAUUUGUGGAACCCAUCCAAGGUGAAGGUGGCAUAUACACUGCCACCAAGGAGUUCUUGCAAGCCCUUCGUAGCGCUUGUGAUGAUGCUGGCGCUCUCCUGGUUUAUGACGAGGUUCAAUGUGGCUUAGGCCGCACUGGCCUCCUCUGGGCAUAUGAAGCCUAUGGUGUAUUCCCUGAUAUUAUGACUCUUGCUAAACCUCUCGCCGGAGGUCUACCCAUUGGUGCUGUAUUACUAACUGAAAAGGUCGCUUCUGCCAUAAAAUACGGAGACCAUGGAAGCACUUUCGCCGGUGGGCCUCUCAUUUGCGCAGCUGCCAUUGCCGUUCUGGGUAAAAUCUCCAAGCCAGAGUUCUUGGCCAGUGUCUCCAAGAAAGGAAAGUAUUUCAAGGAAAUCUUGAUACAAAAACUGGGGGGAAACUCGCAUGUGAGAGAAGUACGAGGAACGGGCCUUAUUGUUGGCGUAGAACUCGACGUAUCUGCAUCGGCACUUGUGGAUGCGUGUCGGAAUUCCGGUCUUCUUAUAUUGACGGCGGGCAAAGGAAACGUGGUUAGGCUUGUGCCGCCGUUGGUCAUUUCUGAGGGGGAAUUGGAUCGUGCGGCGGAGAUUUUGCUGGAAUGUUUGCCGGUGCUUGAUCAGAGUAACUCAAAGUAGGAGGGAGAAAAUAUUCCGACUGUCAGUGUAUUGUCGCUCUUAGAUUUAUUGUAGAAUUUUCAUGUUUGUAUUGGCCUUCUUCGUGAUUUAGAUCAAUAAUUAUUCGCAGUAAGCUUAACAAAGUAA
Molecule: messenger RNA, 2290 nt
Organism: Rhododendron vialii
Lineage: Eukaryota; Viridiplantae; Streptophyta; Magnoliopsida; Ericales; Ericaceae
Product: acetylornithine aminotransferase, mitochondrial-like
Exons: 3
Coding region: 794-2164 (456 amino acids)
Biological process (GO): arginine metabolic process
Cellular component (GO): chloroplast stroma
Molecular function (GO): transaminase activity; pyridoxal phosphate binding; identical protein binding
Source: RefSeq, a predicted model, not a curated record